AGAGUGAUUCAACGGAGAAAAUCGAUGUUAGUUGGCAUUGGCACGGAGAGCUUUGUGUGAAGUGGACCUCAUGCUAUGAUGGGCUCCUAGCAUGGCGAGUCCUUUUCGCAUAUCUUAUGAGAUCCGAUCCGAGCCGGUGUUCUUCGUCCAAGAGCAACAAAAUCACGCCUUUAAGGGAUAUCAAAUUGGAGGAAGUAGGUUCCUACAGGUAGGUGUUCCCAUACUUGGUCAAUGCUCUUCAUUCUGCUUGUUUCUUGUGUUUUCGGGUACCUAGUUGAGCCAUACUAAUAGACAUAUCCAAUUCAAGAAUAUGCAGCAGGUGUUCGCUCGAUAUUUUACACGAGGAUUAGGCAUUUUUUCACAGGGCGUUGUCAACGUAGUCCUUUCAGGUCAUCAUCAAAUCCUCUCUGGCUAUUGUCGGAUGCCAAAAUGAUGAUCUGGUCCGAGUCGAUAUUCCCACAUCGAUUCGAUUUGGCUGGAGAUGUUUGUCCCCGGGCAGCAUCAGAAGACAGAUUAGCAGUGAUGGAAUCAAUGCAAUGCGAAGCAUGAUAAUAAAAGAGGGUUUCUUGUUUGCCUCACUGGGGACAGUACAAGAAGCAUCAGACAUGAAUCUUCUCAAAGUUUUGGAAGAUUCCAAGGACUUGUUCCCAACGCUCGAGCCGGCCGCUCAAACAUACAUGUGUUGUCCUUUUCCAAAUCGACUCACUAGGACAAUGAUGUUUACAAUGACAAACCUUAAUUCCGUCGGACAUAAAAGACAAUGGAGAUGGCUCAAAUAUGUUGCUUCUGCAUUUGAACAGCCUCCAAAAGAAAUUUCUAAGCCUCUGAGAGUUCUUGCCAUCUUCGAGUUAGGAGUAGUAAAUAUGUCCGUUGAAGAAGGGUGGUCUAUUCCCAAUGAAGAAACAAGAAAACGCGGCCGGUCAGUUCAUAGAACAGGCUGUUUCGAUCCAAGAACCGGAAUCUACAACUCUCUCUUCGAACUUAAUGAGCACCAAAAGAUCCCAACCAAUCCCGACCUCGAUGUUGCUUCGUACGUGCUCUCGCAAUUCCCACAUGCUCUUGCCGAGUCGCGCGUUGCACUGAUUGAUGCAGCCACAAACUGCCGGAUCACAUAUGCGCAGCUCCACCGCUCCAUCAGAUCGCUUGCCUAUGGAUUGUAUCAUGCGCUGGGGAUCAGAAAAGGCGAUGUGGUGUUCCUGUUGGCCCCGAACUCGCUCCUUUACCCGACCAUGUGUCUUGCCAUACUAUCGAUCGGUGCGAUUCUGACUCCAGCUAAUCCGGUGAAUACUACACUGGAAAUAGCUAAGCAAGUGGCUGAUUCCGGAGCCAAGAUCGCAAUAUCCGCACCAGAAGAGCUACAUAAGUUGAUACCGACCAAGGUUCCUACUAUGCUAACAACCAAAGCAUUGGAUGGCGAUUUGCUUUCUGUGGAAGAACUCAUAGAAUGCUGCGACCCGAUUGAUUUUCCGCAAGAAAGGCCGACUCAAUCGGAUACUGCGGCUGUUCUCUACUCCUCAGGAACCACUGGCACUAGCAAAGGAGUCAUAUUGACUCAUGCAAACUUCAUAUCCGUCGUCACACUACUAAACUGGUCAGUACGUGCAUCCUCGUCCCAAGACGACGUGUUCCUAUGCUUCAUACCCAUGUUCCACAUUUAUGGCCUUGCUUUCUUCGGGCUCGGACUGUUCUGCUCAGGAAUCACUACAGUCGUGAUGCAGAGAUUCGACUUCCAGACCAUGCUCGAUGCCAUCAAAGUGCAUCAAGUCAAUAACAUCCCUGCAGUGCCCCCUGUGAUUCUCACGCUAGUGAAGCAUGCCAGUAACAUGAAAUGCGACCUCUCGUCCCUUCGAAGAGUGGGUUCUGGGGCAGCACCGCUGAGCAAAGAGGUGACUGAUGGUUUCCGAGAGAAGUUCCCAUGGGUCGAGCUGAGGCAAGGGUAUGGGCUAACCGAAAGUAGCGGUGCAGCCAAUUUUUUUGCAACGGAUGAGGAAGCAAAGGCCCAUUCUGGAUCUUGCGGGAGUUUGAUACCAAACUUCUCGGCCAAGAUAGUCAAUAUUGAAACCGGGUCACCGUUGCCACCUAACAUAGAGGGAGAGCUGUGGCUGAGAGGGCCUACAAUUAUGAAGGGGUAUCUGCGGAACGAGGAAGCAACGACUGCGACUUUAGAUCCCGAAGGGUGGUUAAUGACUGGUGAUCUCAGUUAUUUCGACGAAGAUGGGUAUCUUUACAUUGUUGACAGGAUAAAGGAGCUCAUCAAGCAUAAUGGUUAUCAGGUUGCUCCAGCAGAACUGGAAGCUUUGCUACUUAGCCACCCUGAAAUUGUUGAUGCAGCUGUCAUACCGCUAGAGGAUGAGGAAGCAGGACAAGUACCGAUGGCAUAUGUAGUCAGAGCAUCUGGUUCGGAACUUACCGAGAAUCAAGUCAUUCGAUUCAUUGCCGACCAGGUUGCACCCUACAAGAAAGUGAGAAGAGUAGGGUUUAUCAGCACCAUUCCAAAAUCAGCCGCAGGGAAAAUCUUGAGGAAGCAGCUGAUUUCACAAACCCAACAGCAACUCAUCUCUAGCUUGUGAAGUAAUGGAGUUAUAUGAUGGUGGGUCAGUGUGUCCAAUUAAGAACAAGAACUCCAGUAGUUGUACAAGAUCUUACCACGGUCUUGAGUUCAUACCAAUAAAAGAGUUUCGCAGUAUGCAAUGUAGCUAGAAAGUAUCCAGAUUUUCAGACCCCUUUGAUCUUCUGAAGUAAAAUGGCAAUGGAUGUAUUAGUGUCUCUGUCAUCUGUUGUCCCCGAGACAUAAUUUCCUUCAUGAGGUAUCAUGGUUUUAGUUCAUUUGGAGUGUUACUAAGAUUCCUCAAGUUCAAUGCAUGGGGGAGUUCUAAGAGCCGAUUUUUCCGAGACAGUGCACUGUGUCGUUGGCAUCUCUCCUAACACCAGGAGAGUUUUCCACUUCAGGUUUCCGUUAAGCUGGUUCCUUACGUCAUGGUAAGAUUGUGCGAGAGUUACUUGGCAUAAUGUCCCUUUCCGUGUAGGGCCGCUGAAACAUAAGAGAUGCGAAGGCUGAGGUAUAAUAAGCAAUUCGAUCUUACCGCGAGUUGUCGAAUACUAAAGAGAAAGAAUUGCAGUUGGCGUUUCAAUUUUUGCCAGUAGAUGUAGGAGAUGAACUCUUCACAUGGAACUGAGAAAGAAACCCGUAUCAGAAC
Molecule: messenger RNA, 3197 nt
Organism: Rhodamnia argentea
Lineage: Eukaryota; Viridiplantae; Streptophyta; Magnoliopsida; Myrtales; Myrtaceae
Product: probable CoA ligase CCL5
Exons: 4
Coding region: 537-2570 (677 amino acids)
Molecular function (GO): CoA-ligase activity
Source: RefSeq, a predicted model, not a curated record